Molecule: messenger RNA, 2898 nt
Organism: Neodiprion fabricii
Lineage: Eukaryota; Metazoa; Arthropoda; Insecta; Hymenoptera; Diprionidae
Gene: Josd
Product: josephin-2
Exons: 4
Coding region: 89-772 (227 amino acids)
Biological process (GO): protein deubiquitination
Molecular function (GO): cysteine-type deubiquitinase activity
Source: RefSeq, a predicted model, not a curated record
GCCUCUCAUUUUCACCCUAAUAAAGCAACGUUUUAGUAGAAUUAAUGACAAUCAUCAACUUGAGUAGUCGCAUAAUUAUGUAGUAAGAAUGGUGAAAAGUGUAGUUUUUGACAUGAAUGGAUCUAUAUAUCAUGAACGUCAGGUUAAAGAGCUCUGUGCUUUACACGCCUUGAACAAUCUAUUUCAAGAGCACGGAUUUACGAAGCAAGAAUUAGAUCAAAUAUGUUAUAGUCUGAGCCCCGACGUUUGGAUAAAUCCGCACAAAUCUUUACUGGGACUUGGUAAUUAUGAUAUCAACGUUAUCAUGGCUGCUUUACAAAGAAAAGGUCACGAGGCUGUGUGGUUUGAUAAACGCAGAGAUCCAAAAUGUCUUUGUCUCGAUAACAUUGAAGGCUUUAUAUUAAACGUACCCACGGAGUAUAAGCUAGGAUUUGUUUUGCUACCACUAAAAAGACGGCACUGGGUCGCCUUGCGUAAAAUAAGCGGCACUUUUUACAAUCUUGAUUCCAAACUUGAGACGCCACAACUCAUCGGAAAGGAUAAUGAAUUGAUAGCAUACUUAAAGGAGCAGAUCGAUAGCAAGGAAAAGGAAUUGUUUCUUGUCGUGUCUAGAGAAGUGGACAGCAAGCAAGGGUGGCUUAUAGACUCAUAUCUUCAAUCAAAGGUACAAAAUGAUACCGAUCAAGACUCAAUUCAAUACAUCGAAGACAGUUUGCCUUCAGAUAUUGAUUUGCAGGACAAUGCAACUGCUAAACGGGACUGCCAAAGUUGAUAAAAUGUGAGAUUUAUUGUCACGCACUUAUCGACUAUUGGUUGUUUUUAAAUAGUUUUUUGUCUUUCGAUUAGCUUUUUUUUCUUACUUCGAGAUAUACAUUUUAGAGGCUCAUAGAAUGAGUAAUUAUGUCAAUAGAAUAACAUUUGUACAGACCACCCAAAGAUUCAAAUAAUGAAACUGAUUAAAGAAUGUUGUUGUAAUGUUUGAGAAAAAUGUUGUGUCAUAGCAACUGAUUCAAGUAUUUUCUGAUAGUAGUGAUCACCAUGAUGUUUUAAUGUAAGCUAUUGCUGAAAUGGGUAAAAAAAAAGUGGGUGUCAUUUCAUUAACAGAUUCUAUUGUCGACCAUGAAUCAGAAAAUAAGAAAAAUUGAAUUGAUAAAAAAAAAAUAAAAGACAAAACUAAUAAGAAGACAUAGUUUUGUGUCAUAUAUUGUGUACAUAUUGUGCAAGGAAUUGUGCGUUACAUACGAUGAAUACGUAAAUAAUAUUGAGCUUUCUCAAAAUGUUGUAGAAAUUUGUUUUACAAUUUUAACUACAUACUUUGUUUUGUUAUGUUUUGAUUUUGCUAGCAAAACAUCAACCCAUAUACAGGGUUACUCAGGACUUUCGUCCCAUAGGCUAUCAGUGUGUUUCUUGUGAAAAUCUCUGACUAAAACAUUUCUUACUUCUAAUAGGAAAUUUCUCGUUUGCGAAUCACAUCUGUCUAAAAUUGGGCGAUCGGGUAGCAGUAUUCUGAGUGAUCAGAUACCCCUGGAUCGGCAAAUUUCGAACAGCUGUGAUACGCAAAUGACAAAUUUCUUAUGAGAAAUAAAUAACGUUUCAGCCUAUGCGGCAAUAGUUCUGAGUCAUCCUGCAUACAUUUAUAUAUAUAUUGUUAUAUAUGUAUUAUUUUUUGAGUUGUUGGUAAUUAUUUAGUGCUUGAAUAUUAAUUUAACACAUCGUUGUCUAAUUUAACUGUGAAAAAGGAAAACUUGCACUAUCGCGUGUUUACCAUAGAUUAGUUGUCAUAAAGCUGUCUAGAAUAUAAGUCAAAAUAACUCGUAGUGUCAUUCUAACAAAAGUAUAAACAUGCAAAAAAUUUGGCAAGCUAGUUUCAGUGUUUAAUAUUAAUUGAUUAUCUUGAUGUUUUAUGUGCGAGUUCGUUAGCAGAAAUAAUUUUAUAUUUACCAAAACACAGAAACUUUAGGAGCUUCUGGAUUUAAAUUCAAGUGCUUACAUUCAUUUACAAAUGAUAGCACAUCAAUUUUAUAGAGUGAGUCGCUUUAUUCGUCAAUGCGUUUAUUUCUAUAUAUGUAUAUAUACAUAUCUAUAUAGAAAUCUGACUCAAUUGAUGAUGCAUAAAACGGAAGUAACACAGAGCACCCAGUACGAUUUAUGAUUUUAAUAAAUAUUAGCUUGUAUUGAGAAUUGAAUUUCAUUUAAAAUGGUUCGUUGAAGAAUGCAAAGGGCUUUACUAGAUUGAAAUAUUUGUUUUCGUGAAAUGUGGAAUUGAUUGGUAUUCAUUUCAGAAAAUUUUGAUUGAAAAUUAAAAUUAAUGAAUUGCAAAAUAUGUGGUUACAUAAAACAAAUGGUCCAAUUCGAAAAAAUGGAAAGCAAUACCGUAAAGUAAGAUGUAAUAACAUUUCAAAUAACAGAUUUCAAAGUAUGAACUUAUUUGGAUAUGGAAAAAUAGAGAGAGAAAAAUGGCAUAAUUCUUUUGAAGUUGCAUCGACGUGAUUACCUUAUAUUAUGGAUAUAUUUAUUAAUCAGAAUUGUAAUCAGGGAUGUGAAACAUAAAAGAGAAUGAUAUUAACUUUUUUUCCGAACUAAUGCAACAUACCUGUAUAUAACUGGAAGUUAAUGUUAGUAACGUGAUAAUAACACUAUGUAGAAUAGAUGAGAAACCGAAAAAUAUUUGUAAUUUCGCAUAAUACACACAAACAGUACAAUUUUAAUUCUUAGAUAGAUUUUGUGAGUAACACUUAAUAACACUCGAACUCAAAACUUGUUGUCCUGGCAUGAAAUAUGUGUCGAUUUACUUCAGUAUUGUACCACAUAUUUAUUUCAUAUGAUUUUAAUUUGUAAAUAUAUUUCAAAUGAUAAAGAUGUUUAUAAAUAUUAAUAUAUUGUAAUUGCUAAUACAAA